UUGUACUAAUAAUGUCUUGCCAGGUGGCAAGCUGUUAUGGCAGUGAAUUGGUUGGAGAAUGCACGGGAAAUUUGAUAUGAUUCCCUUCUAACUCUGCAAACCAGCAGCUUCAAACAUACAUAGGUGUUGUGCUUGCUGUGGUUGGGGGUUGCUGGCCUGGACUCUUCCAGUUAAUUGAUUUAGCGCCAUCCUCAUGGUGACGAUGGAUUUCGGUAAAAAAACCUGCUGCCUGAGAUCAAUUUGAUGUGGGUACGUCGUAUGUACACAAGAAGCAACACAUUUUUUUACCCCUUUUGGCUACUUUUAAGAUUAAACUUUGGUGCAUCUACACACUGCUUUAAAAUGGAAAGCAUGUGAACAGUGAGUUGCUUUAACUCCAUGCAUAUAAAAAAAGCUGAUAUAUUUCCCAACCAAAGACAGAAAGAUCUGGAGGAGUACUGGCAUGGAAAUUGUAUGUACGGACUCCACAUCUUCUCUUCUUUACAGAUUUCAGUAUUAAAUUAUUCAUAAUCAAUUCUUUUCUUUGCCCAAUCCCGGCUGUGGGGAUUAUAUUAUAUAUAUAUAGAAUUAAUAGAGAUGAUGUUAGAUCAAUUAUAGAUAGACAGGAUGUGGUAUAAUAAUUGUGAGGAGAAGGCUAGAAUGAAGGUGAAGGGUUUGAUGGGAAAGAUGAAGAGAUUGCCAGGAAAUACAUGGGGGACUUUGUGGAAUCCUGGGAGGGAAGACCCACGUCGACUCAUUCAUGCCUUGAAGGUUGGACUGUCUUUGACAUUAGUCUCUCUUCUCUAUCUGAUUGAGCCUUUGUACAAGACCGUAGGUCAGAACGCUGUUUGGGCUGUCAUGACUGUCGUCGUCGUCUUAGAGUUCACUGCGGGGGCAACAUUGUGUAAAGGGCUGAAUAGAGGACUAGGGACACUUCUAGCAGGUUCACUAGCAUUCGGGAUUGAGUAUGUUGCUCAAGAAUCUGGACAUGUUUUCCGGGCUAUGUUCAUCGGAGGUGCUGUUUUUCUAAUAGGUUUUGCAUCUACUUAUAUUAGGUUUAUACCUUAUAUUAAGAAGAACUAUGACUAUGGAGUAGUGAUAUUCCUUCUAACGUUCAACUUGAUUACUGUUUCAAGCUAUCGUGUUGACAAUGUCCUAAAGCUAGCCCAUCAGAGGUCUUUAACCAUUGCCAUGGGCUGCGGAAUCUGUCUCCUUAUGUGUCUCCUCUUUUUCCCUAACUGGUCCGGUGAAGACCUUCAUAACAACACUGUCUUCAAGCUUCAAGGCUUAGCCAAAUCUAUUCAAGCAUGUGUUAAUGAAUACUUCAAUGAGGACGAAAAAGAAGAAAGGCAGGACAAAUCAUUAUCCGAAGAUCCUAUUUACAAAGGAUACAAGUCUGUUCUUGACUCGAAAUCCAUCGACGAGACACUGGCUGUUCAUGCGAGCUGGGAGCCAAGACACUCAAGACACUGCAGGUUUCCAUGGCAGCAGUACGUUAAAUUAGGAGACACCCUUCGUCAUUUCGGAUACACUCUCGUUGCUUUACAUGGAUGUCUUCAAACUGAGAUUCAAACUCCAAAAUCAAUCCGCGCCAUGUUCAAGGACCCAUGCACACGUUUAGCGGCUGAAGUGUCUCAGGCUUUGAGCGAUCUGGCAGACAGCAUAAGACGCCGCCGUCAUCUCUCCCCUGGAAUCCUCUCCGACCAUCUCCACCAGUCCCUCCACGAUCUCAACGUGGCCAUAAAGUCCCAGCCCAAGCUCUUCCUCGGCCCAUUCAACAAGAGCUUCGGCUCCAACAAGAAACCAACAGCUCCCCAUUCGGGGCCGUUACUGCUUUCCAGCGUGAAGACUGACACUUCAGCACUAAUGGAGUGGCGGAACAGGAGGGCGGUUUCAGGGGAGGGCUGCAAGACCACUCUGAGACCGACAUUGAGCAAGAUGUCGAUCACGAGCCUCGAGUUUUCGGAGGCUUUGCCAUUUGCAGCGUUUGCUUCAUUGUUGGUGGAGGCGGUGGCAAGGCUGGACUUGAUUAUUGAAGAGGUGGAGGAUCUGGCUAGGGUUGCUAACUUUAAGGAGUAUGUUCCGCCGGCAUUAGAGGUGGAUGAUCCUGAGAAAAUUGUUGUGACUUGUGAAAAGGGUAAAGAAGAUAAGAGGGCUAUGCAGAUUGAGAGUAAUUUGCCUUCCCAUGGAACUGAAUAGUGAUCAUCCUAUUAUGGAUUCAUGAUGUCUAUUUUUGCAUCAACAAAAUAUUAAUAACUAAAUGAUGGCAGUUGAUGUUUAAUUAAUUAUUAUUAAUUUUCUUUUCAAAAUUA
Impatiens glandulifera is the source of this 2291-nucleotide messenger RNA. RefSeq names its product aluminum-activated malate transporter 12. Bases 607 to 2178 code for a protein of 523 amino acids. The transcript has 7 exons. The record is from RefSeq and is a predicted model, not a curated record. Lineage: Eukaryota; Viridiplantae; Streptophyta; Magnoliopsida; Ericales; Balsaminaceae. Gene Ontology annotation, biological process: malate transport. Gene Ontology annotation, cellular component: plant-type vacuole membrane.